AACGGUAGGUGUGGUUCCAGAUGACCUUUGGGAUGCUGGCGUCGUGAAUACAGUAGCAGAGGGCGGCCAUGGAGCAGACUGCGAGGGUGCUGUCGCAGCUGGGCAGCAAGGACCAGCCGAGCAAAGAGUUCCAGAGCCUCGUCCGCCAGAUUGGGGAAGCCAAGACGAAACACGAGGAAGAUAGAAUAAUAAAGAAAGAAGCAGCUUUACUCAAGGACAAAGUUGGUGGGAGAGACGUGACAAAGCGUCAAAUGCGUGAGUACCUGAUCCGACUGAUCUACUGUGAGAUGCUCGGGGUGGAGUGCUCCUGGGGCUACAUUCAUGCGGUCAAGUUCACACAGACUGGCUCCACUCUGGACAAGAGAAUAGGUUACCUGGCAGCCUCCCUAUUCCUCCACGAAGGCCACGAACUAAACGUUCUUCUUGUGGCUACACUUCAAAAGGAUCUAAAGAGCAGCAACAUGCUGGAGGUGUCCAUGGCUCUGGUCUCCAUCUGUAAGCUGGUGGGGGCAGACAUGAUCCCUCCUCUCCUUCCUCUCGUACAGGACAAACUACUGCAUCCCAAACAGCUAGUCAGGAAGAAGGCGGUCAUGGCGAUGCACCGAUUUCUCCUCCUCUCCCCAGACUCCAUCUCCCACCUCGAGGACGACUUCCGGCGUUCCCUUAGCGACCAGGACCCUGGGGUCAUGGAGGCCGCUCUCAUUCUCUUCCACGACCUCAUCAAGAAUGGUCCAAUUAAGUACAAAGACCUGACAGAAAGUUUUGCAAUGAUACUGACGCAGGUGAUUGAUAGAAAACUCCCCGAGGAAUUCAAUUACCACGGUGUUCCGGCGCCAUGGAUGCAGAUGAGGUUGCUACGGAUACUGGCACUUCUCGGAGCAGACGAUUUGAGGACAAGUGAGAAGAUAUAUCCUGUAGUGGAGAGGGUCAUCGGGUCAGCCGAGUGUAACUCUGACAUUGGACAAGCCAUAUCCUACGAGUGCAUUAAAACGGUUGCCACGAUCUACCCUAACAACUCCGUGGUUUCCACGACAGCCAAAUGUCUGUCUCGUUUCGUCACGUCGACCAACAACGACUGGCGAUACCUUGGCAUCAACGGCCUAGCUUCACUAGUACAGGUGAAUCCAAAGUACGCCCAGGAGCAUCAGAUGGUGGUGAUAGACUGUCUCGAUGAUCCCGACGACACUCUCAGGAGAAAGACCCUGGAUCUGCUGUACAAGAUGACCAACCCACUCAACGUGGUGGUCAUCACCGAGAAAUUGAUAGGGUACCUCCGCCAGACGAGGGACGAGUAUAUCCGUGCCGACCUGGUCUCCAAGGUUACGCAGCUGGCCGAGCGGUUUGCCCCUGACAACAUCUGGUUCAUUCAGACCAUGAACGCCAUAUUUGAACUUGGUGGUAACCUGGUGCGUCGCGAGGUGGCGCACAAUCUGAUGAGGCUGAUUGCGGAAGGGACCGAUGACGAGAGAACUGACGUGGAACUGCGCCAAGAUGCCGUCUCCAACUACAUCGAGCUGCUCGACAAACCUAACCUCCCCGAUAUACUCAUCAAGAUCAUCUGCUGGGUGGUCGGUGAAUAUUCCUAUGUCCUGGAAGACACGGACACAGAGGAGAUCCUUGAGAAGAUAACGCGUCUCCUGAUGAGAACGUUUGAAGACAAGACGACUACUAACUGGGUCGUCAGUAGUGUCACGAAGCUGGUGGCCAGGCUGGGUAGCAUGCCCGACAAUGUUCAGAGUCAGGUGGCUGUCUACCUCGCCUCAACUGACACCGACGUUCAACAGCGUUGCAACGAGCUAUUGGAACUCUCUCAGAACCUGUCCAUGAUGCAGACGGUUCUCCCGCUGGACUCGGCCUGCGAAGAUCUCGAAGUCGAUUCCUCUCUCUCCUUCCUCGACGACUUUGUCACACAGAGCCUGGCCCAGGGAGCUUCCAGAUACAAACCUCCCCACCUCAGACCUGCUGUGCUACAGAGGAAUCAAGCUCCUCAGGCAAAGGAGAUACGAUUCGAGGAGUACCCCAUGCCGGCCCCUCCCUCUUUCCACCGCCCUGCCCCCCUCCCCUCCUCCCCCUCCCCAUCUCCCCGAGUUCCCCGGAGGCCCAGCGAGGACUCUCCCCUCUCCUCCCCCACCUCCGCUCGCAGCCAGAUCGCCCACUCCGUGACCACGGCUCCUUCUGGAAGUCUCCAAUACGCUCCCAGUGAACUGUCCACUUCGGGUAUUGCCGUCAAAACGCAGCGUGUCUGGGGCAACAAGGGUUACGUGAAAGAGGUUCCUUCUGUUCCCGUGGCAACACCACCAAUUGCCACGACAACCACGUCUCCCCAGCAACCGGUGACGGUGGCGACGAGGGAGGGUGAGGAGGGGGAGGAGGAGGGAGGGAGUGAGAGGAGUGAAAGAAGUGGGGAAUCUCCUUCAAAACCCAUCACUGCUCCCAGUCCGGUGGUGGCCAGUAUUGUUCAGCCCUCGGCCGAGGAGGUGAGAAAGAGACAACUGGCCAGCCAGCUGUUUGGAGGCGGUGGAACCCUCUCGGGGCCGGCCAGGGCCCCCCGACAGAAACGGAGGGGGGAGACCCCCGGGAAAAUUGAUUCCAGGCCCCCACGGAGGUCGGUGGGUCGAAAUGAGGUGAAAAGCGAAGAUGCAUCAACUGAUCUUCUUUUGGAUUUGCAAGAUUUGGAUUUCUCCCAAACCACACCCCCCAAACAAGACCUCUACCAUCCUCCCCACGCAGUGGAAGUCAAGGAGAUGAACUUUGACCCCCUGAUACCGGUGUCCAGUGGUGGUAGCGCCGGUGGGGGAGGGGGGCUGUUGGGGGGCAUGGAAAUUCGCCAACACCAGAAUAAAUCCCCAACCUUCCAGGGGGAAAUUAGCACACCCCCCACAAUUCCACCAACUAACUCAACUAGUGCUGAUUUACUCGGACUUAGUUUUGACGACAUGGUUACCGUGCCAACCGACAAACAGCAACCCCAGCCCCAAUUGGAGCCCACCAUGGCAGUAAUGGCCCCACAUAUCUCGUCCGACAUAUCCCUAUUAGAGCCCACCCCCUCGACCACGGUUCCGGAAGUUUCCGAACCCAAGGGGUCGCUGGCUCUAAAUUUGCUGGAAACCCCACUGACCUCUCUAAAAGUUCCUGAUGAAUAUUCCCAACUACCCCCUGUGGCUGGCUGGACAAACAAGGAUGUGUGCCAGGAUGCAAGUCUGAGACUGACAGUGACCAAACUGGUCAGUCCAGAUCAACUGGUUGUGGUCCUGUUCCUCACCAACCAGAAACAGGCUUCCCUCAGUGACGUGACACUCUCACUCAAACCAUCCUCCAACCUCACGGCCAAGGCAAGCAGUGGGGUUACUGAUCUCUCCUUCAAAACCAGUUUGACUGGUUUUGCGACCGGUGUCCACGUGGUCACACUGGUUCCCAGCAGCCCCGCCCCUAGGAUGAGUCUCCAGGGUCAGGUCGCCUAUAGCGACGCCAUGGCAACAAACAAGAGGCUCUUCUUUGAUGCUAGUCUCCUGGUCUCCGAUUUCAUCAGGUUAUCUGCACAUAAUGUGGACCCAUCUCCAUUGAGGACACUUGUUUCAAUCCAGAGUUGUAUCAUUCAGUAAAGGGUUGUUUCUUCAUAUAAAAGACAAUUUUCAUGGUACAAACAUGUCCUUUAUUCUGAGAUCUACUUGAACCACCCAAAAAAGGGAAACAUGAUAUACAUGUACGUCCUUGUGGAGAUAUCCUGUGUUCAGAGGGCACCAGAACAUUUAGAGCUGGAUCAAAAAAUAAGGGUAAAAAAGGGGAACAUGAAACAUAUCCUUGUGGAGGUGUACUGUAUUCAGAGGUUGAAUAAUGCACAGGAUGUACUAGAAAUGUCCAUUACUUCCACAGUUUAUUGAGGAAUCUUAGCUCCCAGAUCUUUUUCACACACACACACAUGUGGCAAAUAUUAACAGUAUCCCAUAGGUGUGUUGAGACUAGCUCAUGCAUGCAUGGAUUGAGGUUUGCCUUUGUGUUGUAUUCCUUUGUAGAUUCAAACCCCUACCAGCUGAGUUGCCCUCAGUUGACUUACUUGUUCCACUAUUAACCCUUCUGCAGACCACUGGGGCUAUCAACCCAGGAGUACGGGAAGAAGUGGCCGGGACUGUCCAACGAGAGAACUCUGAACAUCCAGUCCUCUCCCAACACCAAGACAGUCGCCCAGUUCAUGGACACACUCCGCUCCAGACUUAGUCUCCAUCCCAUUCAGAUCAUCGGCCAAGAAGGAAUAGCAGCCGGAACGUUCCUCCCCAAAAUACCGUGUCUCGUCCACGGUAAAGUUACCUCUGCGAACCUUGACCUCCGAGUGCGAACCCCAAGUAGUCUUCUUACUGACUCGUUAGCAAAACUGGCAGAACAGGUUUUUAAAUGAAUAAAUUUCGAAUAAUACAAUGCUAUAGGGAUAUACAAUGAAAUAUUGAAAAGCAAAGGACAAAUCGUGUCACACAACAAUUUAUUCACAUA
This is a messenger RNA of Geodia barretti, 4485 nucleotides long. The record is from the annotation of a GenBank genome assembly. NCBI's taxonomy places the organism in Eukaryota, Metazoa, Porifera, Demospongiae, Tetractinellida, Geodiidae.